UUAAUGACUUCAAACAAGUUGCUUUUCGUCGUGUGGAGACCCGCGGGGAUGUCUGGCGCUCAUUUCUUCCAGGGCCAUCAUUGGUGUGAUGUCUUAAAGUGUACCAUGCGCUGCAUGUCCUGCACCCACACCCUGUCGCUGGUGCUGUGCGUCCUGGCGCUGACUCCGGCGGCCGUGCAGGCGGGGCCCGAGACGCUGUGUGGGGCGGAGCUCGUGGACACGCUGCAGUUUGUGUGUGGAGACAGAGGCUUUUAUUUCAGCAAGCCAACAGGUUAUGGCCCUCCUUCACGGCGGACACACAACCGUGGCAUCGUGGACGAAUGCUGCUUCCAGAGCUGUGAGCUGCGGCGACUUGAGAUGUAUUGUGCGCCAGUCAAAUCUGGUAAAACACCACGAUCUCUACGAGCGCAGCGGCAUACAGAUGUCCCAAAAACACCAAAGAAACCCGUAUCUGGUCAUAGCCACCCAUCGUGUAAGGAGGUUCAUCAGAAGAACUCGAGCCGAGGGAACGCCGGGGGGAGGAACUUCAGAAUGUAAGGGGACGGCGAUGGGAACGGCAGCGGAAAGACAAGUGGAGCUGAUGGACAGUGCAAAGCAGAGAAGAGGGAGAGAGUGCAGCUUUACUCGGUCCUCCAGGGGAGCGCUUCACUCGAACAGCAAAAAACAGGAUGAGCUCUAUGUACAAAAGCCCCUUGCAACUACAGAGAAAAUUUGACUAUUUUAUACAUUGCGCCAUUCCAUUCUGGGGAGGGAUGAAAACAAAUCUGUCAAUGCAACAAAACUAGCUGGUAAAAAAGUUAAAUAAUAGCUGUUCUUGAACUCGUGGUUGUGGGUAACUUCUUGCAAAAGAGCUGCUGGAUACUUUUCAUUGACCAAAACUGUAUUAAAGUCUACUUUGUGACCGUCUGAUGGCAGGAUGGCCGCUGGUUUGAGCCAGUGGGUCACUGGGGGGGCUGGGGAGGGGGGAGGUGUGCAAAGUUAUACAUACAGACCUUCUCAAUUAAGCGUUCAAAUCCAGUGCAAAAGAAACUACAGCCAGAGCAAGCUUCAGUCCCUUACCCGUUUAAUAAAGUGAUGCUGUCUGUGCAAGCCAUUACAAAAGCGCUACCAUAGAUGAUGAAUAUCUUUGGCUUGGGCAAGCCAAAGCUUAAGCAGAAUGACCGGAGAGCUGUCUAGACGGUAAAAUGUCGAUACAGAUGUUACGCUCACUGGACAAAAACAAUGACUGCACAUGAUGGACACUUUUUUUUUUGUGCAAGACCAGAAAACAAGGGGUUGUAACAAAGGCCUAACCGAAGGCUAUGGACUACAGCCACUUUGACAAAGACCACUAUGAUCAAUACAACCUGCAUUCAUUUAUCUUAUUAGCUUAAGGAAGAGAUAUUACUGUUUUGCUAUAACAUGCAUCAGACUGCAUGAGCGAAAAAGGACAGAUUUACAGAAGCAUUUACGCCACAUACACCAGAGAGGCCACUGUGCAAGAGCAUUCCUAUAAAAGGCUGUCGACGGGAUGCAAACCAAACCAAAUUGAUCCUCUCGGACAGCAAACGUAUCAAAUUUAGCGAGUCCAUCAUGGCUAUAUGUGCAUCUGUAAGUGCAAGACCAGUUCCCACACAAGCACUACUAAACCCUGCUCCCUCAACAUCUUCGGACUGGUUUGACCCUUUUUGUAUACAGGCUUGUGCCGAUCGUCAGGAGGAACCAGGGUGACUCUGUUUAGCCUCAUAGCGUUCUUAGAGUCCAAGGGGCUUCUCCAGGAGAUGGUGAACGCAACGUAAAUGUCUUCACAAUCUCCCUGCAUAGCGAUUGCUCUCCUGCACCUGAGAUCACGUCUCAUUGACCGCACUGUCCUCUCUGUAACUGUGUAAUCAACCAAUAUUCCUAUUUAUGUUAACCGUCACAUUCUUCUUUUCUCGUUUCCUGUCAUUAUACAUGAUGGCAUAAUAUACCAGAACCAUAUAAGAACUCUGCCCACUGUAUAAUGGUGCUAUUUUGUAGUUAAUUGCAAGGGUUUGGCUGAAAGCAGACCUGGGGAUGGUGAUGGGGAGUGGGGGGGGGGUGUUAAACUGAAGGUUGGAGGGCUUCCCUUUUGCACAGCCUUGUGGCCACCAUUCUAAUAACAUUCUUUUUUGGUUUAUUUUUAAGGUAUUUCAAUUAGGUAGUAGUGUGCGCUGUGUGAGAUCUGUGAAUGCAUGGGAAAAAAAUACUAAUGUCGUGAUCCGAAGACGGUUAGUUCCUAUUUUUUUUUUCUCUCUACCGUUUUAAAUUAUUGUUGUCUUGACUCAGUAGAGAUCCCUAUGCCAAAUAACUUGACAGAAAACACUGUGAACUUUGAGAUUCCAGUACUAUCACGGUUUUAAAACAUCCCAGUGUAGCUUUUCCUACACGUGGCAUUUUCGUAGUCAAUUUUUUGGCACUGACUUUCACAGAACAUGACAUAUUGGCGUCGAGAAAAGGAAAUGGUGCAAGACUAUCCUCUUGCUCAUUGUAGAUAAGCGUAAGACACUGAGAGUUUCUUUUCACCUCUUCUUUCUUUGGAAUCAGUUUCUGGCUCACCGCGAAGCUAUAUUAGCUGACCAGCUGGCCAUAGAUCUACUUGGCAAAGGUGAUGCCUUGCACCAUGCAAGUUGUUUCAGAAGCAUUUUUGACCUUUCCUGUCACAUAUUUAUUAACCUGGGCCAUUUUGUCAGGAAAUGAAUGCCAUCAUCGUUGUCAUCUUGCAAACUGGCACGGAAAAACACACUUAAUAUGCAAUAGUAUCUUGUUGAUGGAUGAAAUCUUGCUAUGUAGUCAUAUUUUCAGCCAGAAAACCGUACAGAUUAUUCAUUUCAAAAAGUAACGCGCGCCCUGAGUGAUCUCACCAGGGAAUCAUUGCUUCAGUACGCUUUUAUUAUGUGAACUAUUCCGCUUGAGAAUUUUAAUCCAUUUACAAUAAGUAGUUUACAAUAAAGAACUGUUUGCAAUAAAUUAUAGAUAUUUACAGAUAUUUAUGCAGCAUGUAGACUUUCCAGAGCCGAUCGAGAAAAUCAAGAGCAUAAUUUCAAGUCCAUUUGUUGUGUUUCGUAUGUUUAUCUUUUUCGGCGUGUGCAUACAGAUGCGUUAUCAUGUCAGCUAGCAGAGAAACCAGUAACAAUAAAUGUAAAAUUAUAGAAAGAGCUCUAUUCAAUCGCCUCAAUUCAGCCACAGUAUUCAUAUCUUAUGUGUACAUGCAAGCAUGUGUGGGGCUGACACAGUCAAAUACGCUAUGCAGCAAAAUACAAGCUCCUCACUACGAUACCAAAGAUUUUGACUAUCUGGGAGUCUAAAAUCCCCGAUCGUUGCAAAUUUUACUUUUACCUUGGGUGUUUUUUGGUGCCCAUUCAGCCCUAUUAAACCUGUACUGUAAGUGGAAUAAGGUAGGCUUAUUCCCCAAGUUGACUGGCUACUACGGAACUCCUGACUCUAGAAAAACCGUCUCAUAAAUCUGACGUUUAAGAGAAUGUAAGGGUUCUCACUGAUGGAGAUGGUGCUUCAAAAACUGUACAGUACAAUGCUAUUGUUGUCAGUUAUCAUGCUUUAACACUUCCCACAUAAAAGGAGUAGCUGUAGACACCAACACAAACACGGAAUUGGUCACAACAUGUAGACUUUGAGGUAACGUUUGUAACAUUUAUCAUCGAGAAUUUCAUUUUUUUUUUAAUUGUGAGCUUCCAUGACUGGUGCUGAACUGCCUUCUGUAUACAAUAUGGAAAUUAGUGACAGAUUGUUUCACCAUUCCUGCUGAAUAAACCACUUGUCGAUAUUCAAA
Molecule: messenger RNA, 3787 nt
Organism: Colossoma macropomum (tambaqui)
Lineage: Eukaryota; Metazoa; Chordata; Actinopteri; Characiformes; Serrasalmidae
Gene: igf1
Product: insulin-like growth factor 1
Exons: 5
Coding region: 4-537 (177 amino acids)
Cellular component (GO): extracellular region
Molecular function (GO): growth factor activity; hormone activity
Source: RefSeq, a predicted model, not a curated record